AUGUCAAGCCCAAUCAAAGCAGAUAUAUCUAGUAUCAAGGAUGCUGUUAGUUAUGAAAAAUUUAAAGAAAAGUUUUCUGCGCUAGAGUUUGUGGAUAAUCUUACCUCUUCAAUGAUGGCUGCUUCUAAACGCAGCACUUCGCCAGUCAAAGCUAUUGUAUUCGACCCAAAACCAUUUAUUCGGGCAUUUGACAUGGCCAGUGAUGAACUCUUACGUCUCAAAAAGCGUGUUCAAGCUAAAAUUGAUGACCAAGAGGAUCAAGCAGCUGCCUCGGAAUCACAACGACAACGGAAACUAAAGUCAUUUGGAGAUACUUUUGACGAUGUGCAUCGUGCAUUUGAAUCUUUGGAUUCAAGAUUAAGCGAGGUUGGAAAUACUGCAAUUCGAAUUGGUGAACAGCUUGAAACCAUUGACAAGCAAAAGACUCGUGCAGCCGAGGCCAAGGAUCUCAUCCAAUAUUUUCUCGAGUUCAACAAAGGCAUAUUUACUCGUCUUGACACGCUCCGACAAAGCGAACCUGAUGGAGGCUACAAGGCUGCUAUUAUUGCACGACGGUUGAAUACCAUUGCAAAAGAAGUGGAUAUUGCCGAUACUGAAGCUGCACGAGCAAACAUUGAAAAAUACUGCGAAAAUCUUGAAAAAAGCUUGCUUGUAGAGUUUGAUCAAGCUUACUCUCAAGGGGAUGGAUCUACCAUGAACAAAAUCGCAUGUACUCUUCUUGAUUUCAAUGGUGGUAGCUCGUGUGUGCAGACAUAUGUCAACCAACAUGCGUUUUUCAUCAAUCUACUUAAAAUUGCUGAAAUGGAUCAAGAAUCAACCACAAACAUCAAAGAAGAUUUUUCCGAGGUUGACCCUGCAUUGAUUCGACUGUACGAGGAAAUUACUGUUGCAAUUCAUAACGAAUGGAAGGUUAUUUUUGUUGUGUUUCCCAAUGCUGCAUCUGUCAUUCAAGUUUUUGUGCAGCGUAUUUUUGCUCAAUCGAUUCAAAAUUAUUUGGAAGGGCUACUUGAGCGUGCCAGAAAUGAUAGUCCAGUAUCGUUUCUGCAGGCAUUGGCACACUCGCAUGCUGCCACAGCCAAAUUGGUUACCGAUUUGCAUCGAUUUGAUGAAAAAGUCAUUUCAAAAGCUCUUGGAUCACCAGCAUUAUCAAGUCUGUUAAACAGAUCUUUUGAAGAUCUGUUUGUUCCAUAUCUCGAAAAUAGUCGAUACAUUGAUAUGGAGCUGACAUGGCUUUCAGAAAAACUGCAAAACAAUCUGGGAGCUCUCCAAUCAAGCUUGUUUAUCAAGACAAAAACAAUGUUUCAUCAUCGCAAGGCAUUAUCACGAUCACAGCAAUCAUCGCCAACAAAGGAAACAGCAACUCCCUUGACUUCAAAUGCAGUCAUGUCGUCCAUCAUGUUAACUGUUGCAAACACCAUGAGCACCGUGUCUGCAAUGAGUAGUGAGUUGGGCACCCAGCUUUCUGGAUCUCCUUUGGGACAAAAUUUUCCUGCUACUCCGUCCGCGGAUGGAUGCUGGGUUCCGACUGUAAAGGAUGCAACCAAAUGUUUUUCUGUAUAUAUGCAAAGUGUGCAUCGUAGCAAGGAGCUGGCACAAAUGACUGAUUUAUCACUUUGUCUAAGCUUACUGUUUAAACUGUUGGUCAAGGAACUUGGAGCUUCAUCCAUAUUGGUUGGACUUGAUGUUGAGCUUGAGGCGCUGCAUGCUAUCGAUCAUAAAUCCGAACCCGAGUUUGGGCAGCUUAAAGUGAUUAAAACAGUAACAAAAAUACUACAAAUAUUUCAACACCAUUUCCAAGCACAACUUAUUCCCAUGUUAGCCAGCUCUCCAACUCUGCAGCGUGAAAUGAUGAUUUUUAAAAAUGAAUUUUUCUCGGCGAUUGAAGAAAAGUUGAAUGCUAUAAUGCAGCGAAAGAUUGCUGUGGUGGCAUCUUGGAUGGAAGUUUUGUUUGCUCGACAAAAAAAGAGUGAUUUCAAGCCACGAGAUGAUAUUGUUGCUGUGUGCAAUCAAGUAGUCGAUUUUAUCCAGCGUGUUCGAGACGAAGCUCAUGUCUCGCUUGAUGGAGAAAAUUUAGAGUCAUACCUCACAGAAGUGGGUACACUGCUCCAUUGUCUUUUGCUGGAUCAUUUCAAGAAAUUUCCGGUUAGCUAUGCAGGAGGGCUUGUUUUGACAAAGGACGUGAGCAAGUACCAUGAAGUCAUCAUGACAUUUAAAAUCACGCUACUGGAUGAGCGGUUUGACAUGAUCAAGGAAUUGGGGAACAUGUUUAUAGUCAAGCCAGAGAAUUUAAAAUCGGUAAUCAAUGAAGGUUAUCUUGGAAGAAUUGAGAUGCAGUUACUUCAUCCGUACCUUUCACUUCGAGCCGACUGGGCCAAAUUAUCCAAAAUUGAACACGAACUGUUUGAGAUGAACGAGAUUCACGCAUGA
This is a messenger RNA of Batrachochytrium dendrobatidis JAM81, 2427 nucleotides long. RefSeq names its product exocyst subunit SEC10. The coding region runs from base 1 to 2427 and encodes 808 amino acids. Gene Ontology annotation, cellular component: exocyst; cytoplasm. Gene Ontology annotation, biological process: exocytosis; Golgi to plasma membrane transport. Lineage: Eukaryota; Fungi; Chytridiomycota; Chytridiomycetes; Rhizophydiales. The record is from RefSeq and is a predicted model, not a curated record. The transcript has 18 exons.